Darwinula stevensoni is the source of this 483-nucleotide messenger RNA. NCBI's taxonomy places the organism in Eukaryota, Metazoa, Arthropoda, Ostracoda, Podocopida, Darwinulidae. The record is from the annotation of a GenBank genome assembly.
AUGCCUCUGAAUUCCCGGAACCUGCACGAAUCCCUUUUGCAGCUAGUGUUGCCAGAGUACGUGAUUCACGCGAUCGCCACUCUCCUCUGUUUUCUCCGGGGAUCGGGUCCCCCUGUUAAUAAACAUCCCCAUGCUCGCAUACCACGUCAACAGAUCAUUGCAUUCGAUGAACUCAAAACUGACUACAAGAAUCCCAUUGAUCAAUGUCAGAGUCUCAACCCUCUGGUUUUGCCUGAGUAUGGGAUACACAUAUUCUUCAAUCUCCUCUUUCUUUUCUGUGGGGAGUGGAUCACACUGAUGGUAAACAUCCCCCUGAUUGCAUACAACAUCAACAGGUAUAAAAAUAGACCUGUAAUGAGUGGUCCUGGUCUGUAUGAUCCUACGAGCAUCAUGAAUGCAGAUGUACUUACGAAAUGCCAAAGAGAAGGCUGGUUCAAACUGGCCUUCUAUGUUUUCUGCUUUUUCUACUAUCUGUAUGGGUAA